GGCUGCUCCUCCAUGUUCCGCUACCAGGGUGCCAUUUCCCUGAUGAUGAGCCGAGCGGGACGUGUGGGGAGGAGGGGGCCAGGAUCAUCUGCCUUGCUGCCCCAUGCCUUCUCUGUGGUCGUACCCAGGGGCUUCUCAAAACUGUCACGGCAGCCUCCCUCAAAGCUGGGCAUGGGGGGUAUGGUGACCUACACCCACAAGAGCAAGAAAGCUGGGGGCAGAGAGGUGAAGUUAGUUCUGCCCAUAGCAAGCCCGGAGGUGUCGGGCAACCUGCCUGAGAAGGAGGGGAAGGAGCCAGCAGGGGACGCCUCUGGGAAAACAGGGGCCUCAGACAGCAGCCACUUUAUCCAGAUCCUGCAGUUGAAGGAAGAAAACCUGCAGAGAGCCACAAGGCCCCGUUAGGUCAGCCCUGAGGCCUCCACCAGAGAGGAGUGUCUGCUUGAAGGCCUGGACCACCCCACUUGCUGCCAGCCUGUCAGUGAGCACCACCCCAUUCACAGGAGACCUUGUGUUGGCCUCUUCCAGGGUAGAGGCGACUCCCUGGAACCACUUCCACAGUUUGGACAAGGAGCUUCAAAACUCGGCCAUGGCCAAGGUUUGCCCAGUGAGGAGAAAAGCUAGGAAGAGAAAAUGAAGGAAGAGGACAGCUCAUUCAAGCUCUGUGUCCCAGGCAUUGUUGCCCUCCAGUCGCCACUGAACAAGGCUUUCAGAUCCACAGACACAGUGGGUUUCCUGGAGUCAGAGUUGAAGAAGCUUCUGGGAAUGCAGCAAGAGUCCCACCUCUGGAAGCUAGGCAGCCAAGAGGGCCGAGAGCUGCUUACCUGGCCAGAGAUCACCCUGGUGGAGUGCCUGCUUCUUGAGGAGAAGGAUGAGAUGGGAAACUGGCAUCCGGAGUGA
Molecule: messenger RNA, 897 nt
Organism: Nomascus leucogenys (northern white-cheeked gibbon)
Lineage: Eukaryota; Metazoa; Chordata; Mammalia; Primates; Hylobatidae
Product: putative gametogenetin-binding protein 1
Source: RefSeq, a predicted model, not a curated record